Molecule: messenger RNA, 257 nt
Organism: Dentiscutata heterogama
Lineage: Eukaryota; Fungi; Glomeromycota; Glomeromycetes; Diversisporales; Gigasporaceae
Source: the annotation of a GenBank genome assembly
GAAUAAUAAAUUAUAUUAAAAUUGGUUUGUCUCAUCCAUCACAUGUUGUUAAUAAUAAUGAAGAUGUAGAAACAGCUGAUGUAAUAGAUAAUGAUUUUACAAAUUUUACUAGUAGUGGUGUUAGUGGUGAAUUUGUUGCCUAUGUAGAGAAUAGAAGUGAUAAUAGUAUUAAUGAAAGAAAUGUUGUAAAUAAGAGUUUUGAAAGUAUUGUUACGGAAAAUAAUUUUAAUGAUGAGACAAGAGAUGAUAUUGUAUGA